Molecule: messenger RNA, 396 nt
Organism: Arachis stenosperma
Lineage: Eukaryota; Viridiplantae; Streptophyta; Magnoliopsida; Fabales; Fabaceae
Exons: 1
Coding region: 1-396 (131 amino acids)
Source: RefSeq, a predicted model, not a curated record
AUGGACAUCACCAAGGCGGGUAUAAACAGGAAAUUACAACUACAGGAGCUUGAAUGCCUUAGAAUGGAGGCAUAUGAGAAUGCUCGGAUUUACAAGGAGAAGACUAAAGUAUUUCAUGAUCACCAUAUCCGGAAGAAGGAUUUUCAAGAAGGUGACGAAGCUCUCCUCUACAACUCGGGGCUCAGAUUCAUGCCUAGAAAGCUCCGUUCAAGAUGGGAAGGACCCUUCAAGGUGAAGGAGGUAAAGCUCUAUUGUGUGGUAGAACUAUUUGACCCUAAAAGUGAGGCAACUUUCAAGGUAAAUGGCCAUAGAGUGAAGAAAUACCAUGGCAAUAAAUCACCAAGGAAAGUGGAGGUGCUUCUACUUGAGGAUGCACCAAAAGGAAAGGAAGCUUAA